Molecule: messenger RNA, 1374 nt
Organism: Etheostoma cragini (Arkansas darter)
Lineage: Eukaryota; Metazoa; Chordata; Actinopteri; Perciformes; Percidae
Product: psychosine receptor-like
Exons: 2
Coding region: 1-1374 (457 amino acids)
Biological process (GO): G protein-coupled receptor signaling pathway
Cellular component (GO): membrane
Molecular function (GO): G protein-coupled receptor activity
Source: RefSeq, a predicted model, not a curated record
AUGCCUGUGUGGAUUGAGCUGGUCCUACAGAGGCCUCUGGGUGGUCCCUGCAAUGAAGUGGCUGUGAUCAUGCACAACAGCUUUUACGUCGGCUCAAGCCUCCUUUGCUGCUUCCCCAUUGAUUGCUACCUAGCAGCGGUCUAUCCUCUCCACUUUCACUGGGUCAGACAGGUGCAGACACCAGCAGCUGUGAGUGUUGCUCUUUGGACUUUGGAACUUGCCAUCCACAUCAUCUUGCUUGACCACACAGGGGCGCUGCAAGCUUUCUACUCAACAAACUUGUGUGAGGAGGGAAUACCCAUGUCACAAGAAGAUGCCAACAUCGCUGUUACAGGAGUCAUCCUGGGUUUUUUGGUCCCUGUCUUUAUUGUUACCUUUUGUUUUCAGCAGAUUGUGAGGUGUGUGCACGAAAUCGUCACAUCUGCAAUGGAAAAUUCAACCUUGUCCGCAAAUCACUCACAGUGUUACUUGGUUGACAGCGCAUCCAGGAGAAGGCCUUUUCUGUUUUUCUACCUGGCUAUCAUCCUCACUGCCAUCCCGUUCAACAUCUUCUCUCUCUAUGUGUCCUGGCAGCAUAUUAGACAGAAGAAUGAGCUUGGUGUGUAUCUAUUCAAUCUGGCCCUGAGUGACCUGACUUUCACUAUUGGCCUUUCUCUGUGGCUGGACUUCCUGUGGAAUGGAGUUUGGGCCCACGGGGGCUAUGUUUGUGUGCUAUCUGUCUACUCUCUCUACACUAACUUUUACACCAGCGAUGCGCUCCUCUGUUGCAUCUCUAUUGACCGCUACUUGGCAGUGGUUCAUCCAUUAAAGUACACUUUCUUGAGGAAGGUAAGCACUGCAACGGCUAUCAGUGUUGUCAUUUGGGUGUUGGUCUUCUGUUUCAACGCCACCACCAUCAGCUGGGAGGACUCAUACAGUGAAAACAAUGAGUAUUCAUUGUGCUUUGAUAUCUUUAUCCCGCUGUCCAAGAACCUGGCUCGGGCUAAUGUAGCACGCUUCAUCCUGGGCUUCAUUGUUCCCGUUCUCCUGGUGGUGUUUUCCACUUGGAGGAUCUGUGUGGCAGUGAAAUCCAACCAAGCCACAAAGGAACAGGAACGCAAACGGAUUUCAAAGCUGCUGAUGGUGAUCCUACUCUCCCUUUUGUUUUGCUUUGGACCUACCCAUGUCAUGAUGCUUCUCCGCAUAGUAGUCAAUGACUGCAAGAAUAAUGCAUGGCUUCUUUAUCUAUACAAGAUCAGCGUAGCUAUUUCAAGCCUCAACUGCCUUGCUGACCCUCUCCUUUACUGCUUCAUUACUAGAACAGGGAAAGCAAAUGUCAAUCAGGUUGUUCUCUUCUUCCGGUGUUGGUUAAAUAAGGUUGGAACAAUUAAAUAA